AUGGAAAGAAUUCUGAAUGUCUGUGGGGUUGAUCAAAUGACACUGACCGGAAUAUUCCGCACAUUCAUCGAUGGCCUUGAAAAUUACACGUUGGAUAGCCGUGGAGAUAUUGGAGCUUUCGUUCGUGAAUCGGUAUUGACCAACACCUCGCAACCAGACCUACUUGAAGCUGACCUGAUCCGCUCCGUAUUGCAUGCGGUGGCUAAACAAUCGACGGAACGUCGUAACCGGAUGUUGGCCCCCAACUUCUUUUCUUCUCUCGUCUACUGUGAUCCCACCAUUCCUCACAUUGAGCAGUUGGAAGAAUUGCGUUCCAUCAUUCCACCGCCUCCGCUGGACAUUUCGACCGAGAAGGAAUGUUUCGAUUUGUGGAUGAAGGUGAUGCGGCUCGACACUUACCGCAAAGCCGUCAUCACCGGACUUGUUUCCAGCAUCGGCAGUCUCACGGAGAGUUUGGUUAAAAGUUCCAGCGCUCCAUUCAUGAGUUACCUCCGCCAGUUGGUGGCCGAGAACAAAUUGGAUGAACUGAAUUUGGUCACCCGGGAUAUUCUAAACGUGUUUCAAGAGAAUUUGAAUAGUGUCCGACUGAUGCCGUACAUUUUCAACUUCCUGGACCAUCUCUUGUCGUCCGGAUGUUUGGAUUCCGUUUUCAAAUCCAUGUCACGGUCGCUGUUGACCUUGAUUCGUACUGAAAUGACUAAUGGCGUUGUUGAUAUCGUCGGUGGAUUUGUACUGUCACCUACUCAGAGGUGAUCAAGUGACGUUCGCUAAAUCAAUCAUUCACCUGUUAAAUCUGCUAGUGAAUCGGUUCCCUCGCGUUCGUAAAAUCACGGCCACCAAGUUGUACGAGACCCUGCUGACUGACAGAUAUUAGCCCGUCGUUGGCCAAUCACCAAGACGACAUCUUGGCCAUUCCCAGCGACACUGACUGGGACGAAGACGUCGAAGCUUUGAAGCCCGUCAAGACUCAGCUUCGCUCACUUUUAAUUUCACCGACUUUGAAUCCUUGAAAUUCUUAGCCUUUCAUUCAAAUUAUUUGCUUAUUUAAAAUUAAAUAACCACCCGAAAUUGUGUCAUUAAUUUAUGGGAAAUACAAUUUCGAUUGUUUGGCUGCACUAAAGCCGCCUUUUUUGGCGAAUCGCAAGUCUUGCCGAGCGGGGCUUACUGA
Daphnia pulicaria is the source of this 1168-nucleotide messenger RNA. Its product is annotated as tubulin-specific chaperone D-like. Gene Ontology annotation, cellular component: lateral plasma membrane. The transcript has 7 exons. Gene Ontology annotation, biological process: adherens junction assembly; tubulin complex assembly; microtubule cytoskeleton organization. The record is from RefSeq and is a predicted model, not a curated record. NCBI's taxonomy places the organism in Eukaryota, Metazoa, Arthropoda, Branchiopoda, Diplostraca, Daphniidae. Gene Ontology annotation, molecular function: beta-tubulin binding; GTPase activator activity. Bases 1 to 753 code for a protein of 250 amino acids.